AUGGGUGUGAAAGGUGAGUCCAGUAAUCGACCAAAAGCAGUUGCAACAGCUGAACAAAUGCGCUUAGCAAGACUUACUCUAGAAAGCAACUCGGCGGAUGAAGAUCCCGCUAACAUCCAGCGAUUGAUAAAAAGGGUUAUCGAAACAACGAGGUGUACACAAGCUCGCGCUGAGCUAGCUUUGUACGACAAUGACAACGAUCUCGCUGCUGCCAUCGACUAUAUUCUUGAGCAUGGUUCGGAAAUAGAGUCAUGGACUGAGCAGAAAAGUAAAAAGGACAAGAAAAAGGAGGAGGAGGAGAAGCGACCGACGCGAGGCCAACCAUCGACACGUGGUCGAGGUGGUUUUGGUGAUCGUGGGGGACGUGGACGUGGUCGUGGCGAUGGAACAACACCUUCGCGUGGCGCUUCUCGUUUUGGUUCCACAACCGGUCGGGAAAGGGGAACUACUGCGAAUUCAGGAGGGAUGCGUCCUUUGCAGUUGAAAUCUUUAACUGAUGAUUCGGUGGCAAAAUCUCUUGACAACGAUUCCAUCGAUGACGCAACUGAUUGGAAAAGUGGUCCAAUGGUAUUUCAUCGUACGGAAGAUCAUUCGAAUACAUUGUCAAGUUCGAAUCCAUCUGUGCCAGUGUCUCAGUCGUCCACCGCACCACCCACACCGAUUUCGUUUGCUGCUGUUGCAGCUGCCGCUGCCAAGAAGGACUUGAAGCGACAACAAGCUCACUUAACGAAUUCUGUUGCGGCUAACGAGCAACCAGCUACAACGCCUAUGGAAUUUCACAGUGAUGGUAUGGCUAGUGGUAAAUCGCCAGCCAUUGAUCAGAAUCAGCAAAAAGAUGUGUUCUAUAGCGAACCAUCUGUUGCACACCCUGUCAAUCAUAACGAUAAUGUUGUGGGAAUCGCAUCAACAUCAGAUGCGGAUGAUGGGGAAGUCCUCCCAACAACUCCAUCACUAUCUCCCGCUAUUCAAGCAAACUGGACAAGCCAAUUGAAGAACGAUCUCGGUAUUGGCAUAACUAGUCCACCUCGUCAACAACAGUUUACAUCUGUUCAAUCAAUGGCUUCUGCUCCAGCUGGUGUGGAGUUUGUGACAGCAACGAUUCCACCAGGACUCUCCGACUAUCACUUUGGAUUUGUUGAUGGACCACAAGGCGCAGAAAUUGCCACGUCAACGUCAUCGGUGGUAAACACGUCUUCUGAUGUUUUGUUUGCUUCUGGUCGGUCUUCUACAAAUACCACAGGUGCUACUGUUCCUCAGAAGCCUAGUGAGGCCGAACGCCCAUUAAACGGGGACUUCUCACUGAAAGCUUCGCCACCAUUAUCACAUUCCUAUGGACAGCAACAACCUCAUAACAGCAGGUCGUUAUCAUAUGCUGAUCCGUCCUCUGUAUCAUACGCUCCACCGACACAACCAGAUCGUGGAAUGAGCAGUGGAAACAAACCUGCACCAAUUCCUCAUCCUCCACAACAGUCAGCCGCCCAUCAAGCUCCACAGCAUAUGUUUCCAACGCAAAUGCCUUAUGGAUCAUAUCCUUACAUGAACAUGAACAUGUACAGUCCGGUGACAGGUGUGCGCGCGGAAGAUCAAUACGCUGCUUUGUAUGCUGCUAGCAUGCCGUUUGGAAUGGGAGUGGAUUUGUCAGCGAUUUUGCCACCAACAACUCCUAUGUCCCAAGCCAGUGCUAAUCAACAACAUCCUGGAUCUGCGCAACAUCGAUCAGAUACCCACAACCUUGUUGACAUGAACAAGUUCACGUCGGGAAAUUCCAGGGAUGGUAGUGGUCAACAACCGUCCAACAUAGCACCUCCACCUGGUUUUGGGAAUCCGUCAUUUAUGCCACAACCAGGAUUGUCAUCCUUAUUUCUUCAGCAGCAAUUUCCACCACACCCGUAUUCAUUUAUGAUGCCUAAUGUUGGUUCCGGACGCCAGAUGUAUCCACAAGAAGAUGAUCGCAAAUCGUAUGAUAAGAUGGGAGGAGGUAAACAACCGCAAGCAACUCCACAACAUUAUCACAAUGGUGGCUAUCUCAACAGUGGCCUCAAGAAGCCCUAUAACUGGAAUUCUUAA
This is a messenger RNA of Angiostrongylus costaricensis, 2067 nucleotides long. The record is from the annotation of a GenBank genome assembly. Lineage: Eukaryota; Metazoa; Nematoda; Chromadorea; Rhabditida; Metastrongylidae.